Molecule: messenger RNA, 7929 nt
Organism: Cuscuta europaea
Lineage: Eukaryota; Viridiplantae; Streptophyta; Magnoliopsida; Solanales; Convolvulaceae
Source: the annotation of a GenBank genome assembly
CUUGUACAAUAGGAAUCCCUUAUACUUAAUAGUGAUACAAAUUCAUCUGAACCGCUCACUUCUAUUGAUCUGCACCAUCACUUCCAUUUCUUUUCUGAUACACGUAUCAUCGAUCUCGGCCUUCUGUAAUCUUCUUUCCUCCUUCCAUCUUCCAUUUGUUUCACUAUCACCGAUCUCAUUUCUUGCCUUUUGUAGUCCUCUUUCCAUUUCUUUCCGUCUCUUUUCCAUGGCCGACAAGCAUUUCUUUGCCGGAAUGAAACAUCACCGCCACAAUAUCCCCGGCGCCACCAAGACGUUCGACGCCAAUUAUGGUCAAUCGUUGCCGGAAUGAAACAUCACCACCACAAUAUCGUCGGCGCCACCAAGAUGUUCGACGCCAAGGUUAUGGUCAAUCCCCGUGGGACAGGAGAAAUCAGAUACCUUCGCACCCUCUGAAUUGGCUUGAUCGAACCCUCUGUAUAUCUCAAAGCCGCCCAAUUCCGUCCAAAGAAUAUUUUAGCAAGCCAGAAUAUGCUGAUCAAUUUUGUGCUUGGCGAUUUGAAAUAUUGAGGAACGUUUUGGCCCAUAUAGGAACUAGCUUUAUGGGGUACUCUCGACAUUAUCUUUUUUACUCAUAGCACCGAUAAAGGUUUCUAUCACAUUAUUCGCAAAGUCCUGAUUGUGACUCUUCUUAUGUCAGGGUUACCGCAUCACUAGAGGUAAUAAGUUAUUUCUAAAGUAACCAAUUACAGUUUAUCAGUUCUAGAAUCUGGGCAGCUAAGCACCUAAGUACCAAUUUAAGAUUGUUGUGAAUAAAGAACACAAUUGAGCCACACCAUAUUAAGGAAUAAGGUUACGCUCAUGAUUUCAAUAUCUAAGAGGAAUGUUUUUUUAUUCCUACUAUAAUAGAAUCAUUGAUUGUAUUAAUUUGUGGUACUAUCCCCUUCAUUCUAUUAAUUUUUUACUCCGUAUAAGUUCUGAGUUCUCAUGAACUAAUAAAUUUCUAUUAGUUCCAGACUUCCAGUCUCCAAUUUAAUGUUUUUCAAAAGUAAUAGAUUCAACCAGGUAAUAUCUACCGGUGAACUAUUAGUUAAGAAUAGAUUUAGGAUUAGGCUAUUAGUCUCUUAUAAGCCAAAUCACCUUUUUCUCGCAUCACUAUAGAAAGGGACGAUGCUUUAUUUUUUCAGUCAUGAGAACUAUUCAGAACUAUUAAUGCUUAGAAAAAAAAUCUGGAGAACAAAAGUUUCAACUUUUAUCACUUUCAUCACUCCCAUUGUGUUAUAUUGUUUUCAUGUAUUUAUCGAGGACAUAUAGCAUUCCAAAGGCAUGGCAAAGACAAAGUUACUGAAGUAAAAGAUGUACUAGGGAGAAGCAAAAUCAAUGUAUUUACGAACACUUGAUAUUUGAAAUUGUAAGCUUAUUCAUGAUGCAGUAUUGUCAUUCUAAUAGAACUUAUUUCUUAAUAAGGUUAUAUGUCUGUUUUACAAACAAUUAACACAUACUCACUGAAUAAGAAAUACAAAUAUCCACAUAAACAUUAAAUGUUUUAUGUGAAAUGUGAAAAAAAAUGCAGCUUUAAAUCUGAGCAAUGGAGUGUCUUGGUUGAGUUUCAAGUUGGAUUAACAAGUAGCUUUAGGUAGUAUGUGAAAUAGCGCAUUUGAGUAAAUAUAUAUUCAAUUUUUUUUAUAGAAGUGUUAAUAAUUGUAUAUAUGCACAACAAAACUACUUGGUAAUUGAUCGUGUUCUUAUUUUUUUUUCUUUUUUUUUCACUAUUGCAGGUAUCUUCAUUGAAAACGAAUGAUAAUGUUUGAAUAUGAAAGGUCUUCAAUUUGUAAUGAUUAGAUGGCUAUUUGAAUGGGAUUACGUGAGAUUAUCACAAACUUUAACUAAUAAGGUUCAAAGAUAUUUUUACAUGUAGGAUUCAUGGGUUUUAUAAGGUGUUUGAUGGUAAAUUUUAAAAUAUAUCUUUUGCUUCUAUCACUAUAAUUAAUAGGAGUUUUCCUUUUUCCUAAAACUUUUAAUAAGUAGACUUGACUUCUAAAUAUUUGAAAACUUGUAACUUCUAACAUACUUCUUAUAUAGCAGUUUUUGUUAUCUAUUUUUGUAUUUCCAAUUUAAGAAUGGUUUUUGCUCAACAAAUAUAAGUUUCGGCUCAUCAACGAGAAGAACAAGUAUUGAACUCCAAUCAAUCAAUCAUAGACCAGGUUGAUAGGGUCAACAUGUUGGAGCAAAUAGGUUCGGGGGUCAAGGGCAUAGGGAGUGUUUGGAUAUAAUUUUUAAGUAGAUAUGAAAGUAAUUUAAAAGUGAAAGUGCAAGAGUACUUCUAAGUGCUCCGAAUUGUUGCUAGAAACAAUUUUCUAGAAGUUGAUGGAAAUUAUCUUCUGAAAAAAUAAUUCUGAUUCUACUUCCGCUUAUAGAAAAGAUGUAAAAUCAGAAUUAAUUCCAAACACUCUCAUACUUAUCUAAGCUCAAAUUUAGCUUCUUCGUCGAGCUUAGAUAAUAACCUUAUAUGACAUACAAUACUUAGAAGGGAAAAUGAAAACUAAUAAGCCAACCUUUUAGCGGGCUUCUUACAAUAGUCCCAUCUUUUGAUUAUUUAGGAAUAAUCCGACCUUUGCAUCCCAUCUUCAUUCAAUGGUCCUCGAUCGGUUGAUGACCUGCUAUUCCAAGUUAUUUUCUUAUCUUUGCAAUAUAUUAUACCAUAAAUCUCAACCGGUCACAUAAUGUUUUGCAAAGAUAAGAAAAUAACUUGAAAUAGCAGGUCAUCAACCGGUCAGGAAGCAUUGAAUGAAGAUGGGGUGAAAAGGUUGGAUUAUUCCUGAAUAAUCAAAAGGUGGGAUUAUUAUAAGAAAACCGCUAAAAGGUUGGAUUAUUAGUUUCCAUUUUCCCGAAUGACCUAACAAUGUUAAAUGUUCUGGUUUGUUAAGUCAUGAGCUAAAUAGAUCAAUCAUCUCAAUUUUUGCAAUGAUUGUGAGAAAAUAGAUCAAUCACCUCAAUUUUGUAAUGGUAUGACUUUUAGUGACUAAACUUGGAGCUAUAGUAUCAAGCCUCAAUUGACGUGUAUUGAGAGUGAAAAAGUUCUUAUUCCUAAACUUUGUUUAACACCAUCAAACAUUACACUCCUCUUCACUCUCAAUGUAGACAAUUUUCAUUAAUAGAUAGUUAUGUAAUGACCAUUAAUAAGAGUGAAAAAAAGUCAUUAGAAAACUGAAAAAGAUGAUGUCUUCCUUAGUCACCCCAUUUUUACACAUAAACAACGAUAUAUGGUGGUCUCCAAAGUAACAACCCAUAUGAAUUGAAGCUUGAGAUUUGUGAUGAAGAUGAAUAAUAGGCACACCUACGGUGUAUAUGUUGUAUACGAAGGAGAAUAAUUUGUAAUUUCCUUCAACACUUUCUGACUUACACUCACGUCCUAUUAAUCAUAUGAUGUUUUUCAUUUAAUGUUUCCCAUUUAGUUCUUUAUUUUCUAUUAUAAUGGCCAUAUGAUGUUUUUCGUUUAAUGUUUCCCAUUUAGUUCUUUAUUUUCUAUUAUAAUGGCAUCUUAUUGUAAGUUUAUUUCAAUUCAUUGGAUCACUAUCAAAUUUUGUAGUUUUUUAUAUAAUUGCAUCUAACUUAUUAUGUGAGUAUUUUUCUCCCGUGCAACGCACGGGUGGAGUAACUACUAUUUCUUAAUAUAAUACUUUCUGAUAUUUGUUGUCCUAAGAUAAUUACUCCGUAUAACUUUCUCUUUAAAGUAACUACAUUUUUAUUCUAAUUGGUUCUUUCUCUUUUAUUAAAAACCUUACUCGCACACUUUUCCAAUCUUAUUCCUAUUUCCCCCAUCUUGGCAAAUUUCAACCGGUGGAUGAAGCAAAAAUCUUUUUACAAAAUACUAAAAUUAUGAUGCAUUUGCAAAGAGGAAAAUCAAUGACGAAAUAAUAGUGUCACCAUUUCAUACAAAUAAUUGCUUAUAAAAUAUGAUUUUGUCAUUAUACUUAUAAAAUAUGUGACACAAGUUAUCGUCAUUAAUUUUAUUAAUUUGUCACACAAAGAUUUCCCUCCAAAAAAUUGACGUCACAUUUUGGCGCUCAAAGUUUAGAUGACAAAGAUGAGUUUAUUGUCAUAUUUUAUAUUAAAUAGUGACGAAAAGUGAGACAAUAAAUGACAAUAAAUGGCAUUGUCAUAAAAAGUCAUCUUAUUGUGACGAAUUUGAGUUUUGUAACAAUAAUUCAACAAUAUGUGACAUUUUUUUGUGUGUCACACAAAUUUUUGUCAUAAAAUGUAUGAUUUCUUGUAGUGUAGCUAGCUCAAUGGGGCAGUUAGUUUUACUUGUUCCACAAGUAUUUCCUUCUACACUAUAAAUAUCACCUUACACCUUAUGGGGAGGGAUCACAUUAUGUAUUCUCAAGCCUACUGUUACCCUACCAAAUUCUUACUCGACCUAUACUUAGUAACUUUCCGACUCUCCCUCAAGUUUUGUCUACCAUACCCCAGGGUCAACGAAGACAUCACUAUUCUGGAGGAUUUUUCUCGCGCUGUUUGGUUUCAUUUCUUACGUGAGAAAAAUGAAGUGACAAAUGUUUUGAAAAGUUACUUUUCCAUGAUAAGCCACCAGUUUAAUAAAGAAGAUAAAAUUGUUAAAAGUAAUAAUGAGAGUGAAUAUAAUUUCAAUCAUUGAAAAAUUAUUUACUUAGCGAUGGAAUUCAUCUUCAAACCUCUUAUGUUGACACCUCGCAACAAAAUGGAUAGGUGGAGCGGAAGCACGGGCUUAUUAUUAAUGUGACUUGUACCAUGCAUUUUCAUGCCUGUUUACCGAUUCAACAUUGGGGAAAACGUGUCUUGGUUGCAGGCUAUUUGAACAACUUGGUCCCUUUUCCGAUAAUUGAUGAGAAAACUCCGUAUGAGUUGUUGUAUUUGAUCUAUAACACUCGUUGGGUCUUUGGAUGUCUUUGUUAUGCUCGGACAUUGAAUCAGUCUCACAACAAGUUUUUCGAAACUAUUUUCUUUGGGCUAUUUUCAGUCUCAAAAGGUUGAAAGGUAUUUGAUCUUGAAACCAAACAACAUUUUAUUUCUCGGGAUGUGCAGUUUUCCGAAACUAUUUUCCAAUUUGCUGAACAAACAAAGGAUCCAUGUGAAGCUCCAUCUACCACCCCUGUGCUUCCGUAUUUCCUUUAUGGUGUGAUUUCUAAUUUCUCUUAUAACCACAUAACAUCCUCUCCUACAUUGACAGUUCCUGCCAUGCACCCAUUUCCAUCACUCACAAACCAAACUUCACCAACACCCGACAACCAUGGUAACAUCCAGCUCGGUCAUGCUGAAAUUCCAUUCUAUCCACCUCUCAUUGUCACAACUUUGGGCUGUCACACAGCAUCCCCACGAUGUGAUACCAAGUUGGAUCUCACCACUUCAGAUAACAUUGGUCUCAUACAAAGAAGUCAAUGCCGACAUGUACCUCUUGCCUGGCAUUCAGACUAUGUUCACCUCAAUUCGAUCAAAAUAGACUCUCCCCCCACUGCUCUUCCAUCCACGACUUCCUCAGGUACUUCGAAUUCUUUAACUCAUUAUGUAAAUUUUAAUUGCUUUUCUAGGAAACACCGUGCUUUUCUUGCCUCCAUUUUUUCUAUUGUCGAACCAGACAUUUCGUGACGAAGUUCAGGAUCCUAAAUAGCAUGAAGCCAUGAAUCGAGAAAUAGAGACUCUUGAAUGUAAUGGCACAUGGACUCUUCAAUCUUUGCCACCGGAAAGAAACCCAUUCACUCUAAAUGGGUUUACAAAAUCAAAUACAAAAGCGACGAAUCCAUAGAGCUAUAUAAAUUCGGUCUUGUAAUUUGCAGAAGCCGCCAAAUUGAAGGCAUCAAUUAUCAUGACACCUUCACCCUGGUUGCCAAAUUGGUCACUGUUCGCACCAUUCUGGCCAUUGCUGCAUCUCAUCACUGGCAAUUGUAUCAGCUAAAUGUAGAUAAUGCAUUCUUACAUGGUGACCUCCAUGAAGAGGUUUAUAUGCAUCUUCCUCCGGGGUACCACACUUCAAUGACGGGAAAAGCUUGUUUUGUGUAUGCUCCCUUUAUAAGCUUGUAUGCUCUUCAGUGUUGGUUCUCCAAAUUGACAGGGGCUCUUAAGGCUUAUGGAUUCUCUCAAUCUUAUGUUGAUUAUUCACUUUUUACUCUAUGACGUGAUAAUGAUAUUUUAUUUAUGAGUCCUCAUUUAUGUGGAUGAUUUACUUAUUACAGGAAAUAGUUAUGUUUUAAUCCAUGAUUUCAAUACUUGUUUGGGUCAUUCCUUCCCUGUCAAGGAUCUUUGUACCAUGAAGUAUUUCCUUGGCAUAGAGAUCGCUCGCAAUCCCACUAGAAUUUUUAUUUGUCAGCGCAAAUAUGUCCUUUACAUUCCUGUUGAAACCGGUCUUUUAUCCCAUGGUCUAGAGUGACUACUUGCAGGUAGAUGAUGGCUCGUUUAUUGUGAUCCUCAUUGGUGACGCCGCCUUGUUGGUAAGCUCAUUUGCUUGACUCUUGCACAACUACAUAUCUAUUACUUGUCCAUAUCCUAUCUCAAUUCAUGAAACACCCUCGUGUACGUGGCUCACUGGGAGGCUGUCUUUCGAGUACUGCGAUAUUGGAAAGGACACUCAGGCCAAGGAAUUCUUCUAUGCAGUGACUCGUCUCUCUCUUUAACCGGCUAUUGUGAUUCAGAUUAGGCGAGUUGUUCACUCAUCCAGUGCUCUGUUUCUCGCUAUUUUGUGACCAUUGGACAUUCACAUAUCUCUUGGCGCACAAAGAAGCAAGUCAUUUUCUCUCAAUCCUGCUGAAACUGAGUAUCGUUCCAUGGCAUCAUUAACAUGUGAACUUAUUUGGCUAAUGAACCUCUUGACCUCUCUCGGUGUAUCUCAUUCUCAACCCAUGCGGUUAUUAUGUCACAAUCAAGCAGCUUUUCACAUGACCUUUAAUCCUGUUUUUCAUGAAAGAACCGGACACAUCGAAAUUGACUAUUACUUUCUUCACGACCACGUUCAAAACAAGACUAUCCAGCUCUCUCACAAAACAUCCACUAAACAACUUGUUGAUAUCUUCACCAAGGCUUUGGACUCUCAGCAAUUUACAUAUCCAUUAUAGAAGAUGGGCAUCCAAGAUCUGCAUGCUCCACCAUGGGGGGUGUUAGAGCCCAUAUAUUUUAUUUUCUUCUCUUUAUUUUUGUAUGUUAUGUAAAUAUUCUAUCUUAUUUGUAGUUGUAUGUUUUACACUAUUUCCUAGGCUAGAUUUUUCCUUCUUUCUAAAACUCUUUGACAUGUGUUGUAAACCAGCCAAAGAAGAUACCAAUUUUUUUCACAAAUCUAAUAUAAUAUUAUACCUUUAGAAAUAUGUCUUGAUAUGAUGUUUUAAAAGGAGCAUAACAUUAAUACCAAAUGAGCACAUAUAACUUAUAAAAUGAGCAUUGAAAAAUUCAAAAGCUCAUUUGAGCAUCAAAACAUCUUCAUUGAGUAUCGUCUUCUUUACUAUUAAUCAUUAUGACUCUGUGAGCAUUCUUCAAUCUGGUCAUCACGAGCUCCAAUCUGACAUGUGGUGGUCAUGUGAGUUUCAUCGGCUAGGAGGAGCUAGCGGGCCAUGAGCACGAGCAUCUUGUGCGAGAUGAGCAUUUGGACGUCUAGGUGUGAACAACGAUUCGUCCAUAUGGGUGCGAGCAGCUGCCCAGGUGUGAGAGGCGGGUUGUCCACCUGGAUGUGAGCGGUGAGCCAUUCGUUUGUGUCAGCAGUGGUGAGUGAUGCACAACGGCUACAUAUAACUCGACUAUACCGUGCACAUGAUACAACCGAUUAAACGAUAUAAUUUUUCCUUUUUGUGUACACCCCCUGUUGUACAUCUGUAUACAAGUAACUCAUUUUUAAAAAAAGUUCGGGAUUAUGUGUUUACACAGGUGAGUGUACAAAAAAAUGUACACUUUUUGUACACCAUGAAUUGCUCAAGGAAAAUACUAUCCACG